AUGAUGGAGAAAGGACCCUUCGCUCUUGGGUGGAAGUUGCCAUACUUAGCAGUUUUCAUCCUCGGCUCUAAUUUGCUCUCGGCCCAAGCUCAGGCCACCAAAUAUAACCUCCCCGUUUUCAUGAACCCCUCAAAUGCCAUAGAAGGGCAGGGAAUCAAUUUAACCGUCCGUUCUGCCCCGGCUGCCUUCUUUAUUUGCAAUUGGUAUCGAGGAGGGAGUGAUAGCAAGCGAAAUUUGAUCGUCACUCUCUACCUGCCUCCGUUAAGCGGAUACGACUUUGGACCUGCCUACACCGGGCGAGAAACGCCAGGCCCCAACUGCUCUCUCCACAUUGAAAACCUAAGCCAGGAUGACUCUGGAACCUACACAGUGACCCAAGAUGGAUCUUCGGUCCACGGAAGAGGAGACAUCAGCAUGGAGGUUAUAGCUCCGGGCCUAUUGCCCAAGCCUAGCAUGUCCAUCAUCCAGCUUUUCCGAGAGAGUAUAGAUUCAGUGCAUCUCAAAUGCGACACGACCGUGAGAUUUGCAAAUAUCAGCUGGCUACAGAAUGGGAAACCCCUCAACUCCUGCCGUCGGAUCCAGCUGUCCAAUAAUAACCAGACCCUCACCAUACAGCCGGUUCUCCGUCGUGACACCGGCGCAUAUCAGUGUCAUAUUUCCAACCCCUUGUCCACUCAGAGGAGCGACACCACCACCAUUUCUGUGAUCUAUGGCCCAGACACCCCUGUGAUCAAGAUGACCGCCAUGUUCCUCACCCAGCGCUCCAACCGCCGGCUGAACUGCAGAGCCAGCUCGUUCCCAGAAGCCGAGUAUCGUUGGUUCCAGAACGGGAAGGAAUUCAGCAAGAACGCGGAAGUUCUCCUCAAGAACAUCCAGUCAGGGACGUAUACUUGCCAGGCCACCAACCCUUUCACCCAGCAGAAGGAAAACACCACUUUGGAAAUUGAAUAG
Thamnophis elegans (Western terrestrial garter snake) is the source of this 951-nucleotide messenger RNA. Its product is annotated as carcinoembryonic antigen-related cell adhesion molecule 5-like. Bases 1 to 951 code for a protein of 316 amino acids. The transcript has 4 exons. The record is from RefSeq and is a predicted model, not a curated record. Lineage: Eukaryota; Metazoa; Chordata; Lepidosauria; Squamata; Natricidae.